CUGAGGCUCACCGUUCUCAACUCCAUUUCACUGUAAGUCAAGAUGGAAAUGGUUUUUCUGCGUCUGCUGUUUUUCACGUCUCUGCUGUGCAGAUCGACACUUCAAGCUCGUCUUGUUGUGGAUUUCAGCUCCUCUCAGCUUUUUGAAGGAACCCGAGUGAUUCUGAAAUGCGAGGCGGACAACGGCUCUGAAGGAUGGACCGUGAAGAGAAACACAACCAAACGGCUGUCAACAUGUGGAGACGGCUGGGGGAAAAGGACCAACUCCUCCUGCACCAUCGAGUUCCUCUUCGUACAUGAUACUGGUGUGUACUGGUGUGAGUCCAGGUCUGGAUCCUCCAGCAGCAGCAGCAUCCAGCUCUCUGUCUCUGGUGGAUCAGUGAUCCUGCAGAGUCCUGUCCUCCCUGUGAUGGAGGGAGAUGACGUCACUCUGAGCUGCAGAGCAAGGAAUCCAACCCACAACCUCCCAGCUGCUUUCUAUAAAGAUGGCGUCUUCAUCGGCAACGAGUCAUCAGGUCACAUGACCCUCCUCCAUGUUUCCAGCUCUGAUGAAGGCCUCUAUAAAUGUAACAUCAGAGGUCAUGGAGAGUCUCCAUCCAGCAGGAUUUCUGUCAAAGACAAACCUGCAGGCCCCCCGCCGUCCUCCGGAGCCGCGCCCUCCGCCUCGGGGCCCGUACAGCUCACAUACACAGUGCUGCGCCACCUGGUGGUGUUCUGUCCAUACUUCAUCUCCACCAUCAUCAUGGUGUCGUUAUAUCAACCCAGAGCGUUAGCAGAAAACAACGUGGACAGUUCCCCACCCCCAGAGUCUGAGCAGGGAACAGAGGUCAAGGUCGAAAUUACAGCAAAUAAUUAUGUGUAAAUGCAGAGACAAUGUUUCUAUCAGACUGUGUCAAAAUGUGUAUUUCAUAUUCAGUUUAUUAGGUUUUCAAAGAUACUGAAGCCUCCCUUCAUUCUGAAGGGGAAACCUUGUUCCUUCAAACACAUCAGAGAUUAUAAAUAUAAGAUUUUACACUUAAAGGAGAAAACCUCAGAAGGAUAGUUCCUUAAAUAAAUGUAUUAUGAGAAUAACACAAUAUCAUCUGCAUAGAGGAGUACAUUUAUGAGGGAAAUUGUUAGUUUAAUGGGUAAACUUUGACGUGUUAAAGCGCCACCUGCUGGUCAUGAAGUAGACUGACCUGUUUUUAUCAUUUAUAGUAACUAAUCUACAAUAACACUGUAUUAUACAUUUAUUUGUUGUGUUAUUAAUGUGUUAAUAAAAAACAGACAUUUAUAAAACUGAACAUUUACUCUUUUUUAU
Molecule: messenger RNA, 1299 nt
Organism: Gambusia affinis (western mosquitofish)
Lineage: Eukaryota; Metazoa; Chordata; Actinopteri; Cyprinodontiformes; Poeciliidae
Product: Fc receptor-like protein 2
Exons: 6
Coding region: 43-861 (272 amino acids)
Biological process (GO): cell surface receptor signaling pathway
Molecular function (GO): transmembrane signaling receptor activity
Source: RefSeq, a predicted model, not a curated record